UUUAGUGAAAUAUUAAAUUUUUUUGCUAUAUAUAUCUUCAGAUUAUUUUCUAUAUCUUUCUGCAUGAUCACCGCUUAUGUUUUAUUGGUAAAACAACUUUAUCCAGAAUCAACGUUCCACCGUUAUAAUCUUACUGAAAUGAGCUCAAGUUCUACUGAAUAGCUUCAACAUCUUAUUGUGGUUUAAUCGAAUCAUAUUGUAAUAACCUUAAAAGAAUUUAUCAUUCAUUAUAAAUUGUGUGAUUCCCACAUAUGACCAUUAAUUGUGUUGUCGGCUUUUCUCAUACUCGUACUUAAUAUGCGUUUAACGACUUUGUGGAUUAGUUGAAAUGCAAAUGCAAAGCUUUCAAGACCUUAACAAGUUAUAAUCAACUAUUAGUUGUAGUACAUUGAACUGUUAUAAACUGUCGUAAGCUGACUUUAGCUCUUUAUGAAUAAGACAUUUUGUAUUGCAAAACUUUUCCAUCAAUAUUAAUGACUCAGAAGAUUUGAACUGAAACAAAUUCAAACGAAUCAUACUUUGGCAUUCAGAGAAAUAUUUAUUUCGCAUUGAACCGGGUAUCCUCCUAAAAUGUAAUACUCUAUAGAACGGAUACAUCUCUUUUGCUUACUGUUCUAUUACUUCAAGUAUCUUAUUGAAGGUGAGGCUGCAUGUUGUCCGUUCAUUCAACCCACAUGCCUUGUUUCAUGUAACUUUGAUAAUGGGUUUGUAAAAUAUAUACCAGGGAUGACUCCUGAUUCUCACGACUCAAUAAAAAUUAGAACAACAUAGCUCUCAGAACGAAAAAAAAAUCGCCGAUUCAAAAAUAUAUUUCUACUGAGAUAAAUGGUGAAUCUCAAUUGUUUCGAGCGAGCUACCCAGAGCCAGUUGCUGUUCUUAAAAAUGCUGUGUUUAUUGUAAAAAAUGUUGUUGCACUACAGCAUAUAGCUACCAUACAAACUGAACGAUCGGAAUCAAAUGCUUGUAUGAAAAACUCUUUUACUUGACGAGGUACCUUCACAAAAUUAGGCGUGGGUUAUUGUUUAAAGCAACAAUGUUCUCCGAAGAAAUUAUUCAGAUCAGAUUAUUCAGAAGAGAUUAUUCAGGAACCUUUGUAUUUGUGAAGGAUAUUAUAGCUUCGAUGCAACCGAAGUUAACGUUUUUUCUUGUUUUAAAUAAUUAUAUAUGGACUAUUAUAUUAUUUUGAUUUUGAUAAUGAGAGGGAAGGAGCUUGGCUGAAGGGCUAAAAUUACAAUUUUUUUACACUCUUUCUCUUCGAUGAUUCAUUAGUCGGCAUUGUGAAUCCAUAAAUUGUAUGCAAUAGACCGAAAUAAUAAUAAUUAUGUUUGUUAAAGCAUUGUAUCUACUAAUACAUUAUAUAUAGUACAUAUGUACAUCCAACAUCAUAGAAACAGUCAACAGACACCAUUAUCAUGAACCGAAAACCAUCCCACGUCAAUUUUAUGCUUCAUUGAUUUCAAAUUCAAUGACAACUCCAUUUCAAAAGUUACCACAAUAUGCAUAAUUAUAUUUGUGCAUGUAUGUAUGUAUGCAUAUAUGCAUGCUAAUCAGUUAUUUUUGGUGCAAAAAAACAAGUAUAAAAUCGGUAUAGACUUGGUCAACCACAAUAACAGGCGACCGUUGGCCAACAUCGAAUGUGCAUUCAAACACACACAUAUACAUUUGUACAUAUGUAUAUGCAUAUUUCGUGCUGAUGCGACGAGAGAGCGUUUACAGCCAUCAGUGAGAGUGAUGAAGUGCCUAUAGCGUGCGAAUGGGCGCCAACAACUUCGGCCAAGCGCUUUGAGCCGGGUUCAAAUCAGUUGUUAACAUUGCAUGGCUGUGUGCAGUAGCGCGACUUUUAGCAAACGUUUCGACCAACGGCAAACGGCAAAACAAUACGAGACGCGUUAGUGAAAUUUAUUCUUCUUCAGGGUGUUAGCGAAGGUUAAAACGGUUGGUGAUAUACAUAUAGUGCACGCAACUAACUCGGCGAUUGUUUUAAUUUCGGAAAAAAUAUACAAAAAUACAAACAAACAAGCGAAUGCAUAAGUGCGAAUUCGAACUAAAACUGAAUAGAAAUGUGUUGAGCAAUUUGAAUGCAAUGCUUAUUCCAUUGUAACCGCUGCAAAACGCAACAACGUGUCUAAAGCACCGCUGCACCUUCAUUAAGUGAUUGUUACUUUUUUCUUAAAAACCAAAAUAGUUUUAACUCGGAAAAAUGGUGAAACUCGCCGCGAAAAGCAAUUUGCAAUUGCCUUGUCUCCUGUUAUGUGCGAUUUGUGGACUUAUAGGGAAUGUCGCAACCAAGCCAACAAUCAACUUCAGCCUGCCACAAAGCUUCCAAGGCUUUCCCUCAUUCGCCUCGUUCACGCAGCAAUACUUCGAGAGUCGCAAUUUGCGACAGAUGAAAACGUACAGUGGAAAGCGGCUUACGAAUGACUCGUUAAUAAUGAUCUACUAUCAUGACUCUACCAUUGCCGUGACCGAGUUGGGACCAGAGAAGCUGUUGUUGGGUUGCGAACUGAUUGAAAUUUACAAUGAAAGCGAUGGAAAAACUUUACUCGAAGGGCUUUCCAAAUAUAAUCGGCCGCUUCGAAUAACAUUCGAGGAAAUGCUGAAACUAAUGAACCAAUGUGAGCGUGUCGACAAGCUGACAUAUGCUUCGCGCAAUCGAGGCAAAUCCAUAGAUGUCAGUGCGAGCAACGACAGUCCCGCGAAUAAUGGUGGUGCCAAUUUGGCGGCAAAUAUAUUUCCGAAAAGUCCAUUUUCAUUAUUGAGCGGCAUAAUACCGGGCACAAAAUGGUGUGGCACCGGCGACAUUGCGGAAACCUACAGUGAUUUGGGUACUGAAAUGGAUAUGGAUCGAUGCUGUCGCCUGCACGAUCUGUGCCCGGUAAAAAUACGUGCCUAUCAAAACAAAUACGAGCUGAUGAAUGACUCCUUAUAUACAAAAUCUCACUGCAUAUGCGACGAUAUGCUUUACUCCUGUCUCAAAAGUGCUAACACGUCGGCGGCGCAACUGAUGGGCUCAAUCUACUUCAACCUGGUGCAAGUGCCCUGCUUAGCAGGGAACAAUGACAAAUAUCGCUUUCGAGCGGCCAAAGAAGGAUUUUAAAGGAGCAACAAUCUUUGAGAUAUUUUAUUUAUAAUAAAUAAAAUUAUAAAAACGUGCAAAGCGGGAAUUGCCAAACUUUUGUAAAAUAUUUUUUAUAAUAUUCUUUUUGUACAAAACUUAAUUUGUUGUUAUGUAUGUUUGCGAUAGCACUUAAGGACUAGCAUGAACCGAAUAUACAAAUUUUUAUUUAUUUAUACUUUUUCACAAAAAAUAAAGCUAUGGUUAUUUAUUUAUAAACAAAAA
Bactrocera oleae (olive fruit fly) is the source of this 3340-nucleotide messenger RNA. RefSeq lists its product as uncharacterized. Lineage: Eukaryota; Metazoa; Arthropoda; Insecta; Diptera; Tephritidae. The record is from RefSeq and is a predicted model, not a curated record. Gene Ontology annotation, biological process: arachidonate secretion; phospholipid metabolic process.